Molecule: messenger RNA, 826 nt
Organism: Syzygium oleosum
Lineage: Eukaryota; Viridiplantae; Streptophyta; Magnoliopsida; Myrtales; Myrtaceae
Exons: 1
Coding region: 1-441 (146 amino acids)
Source: RefSeq, a predicted model, not a curated record
AUGGGUAGAGGUAGAAGUUACAGUCGUAGCCCAGAUAUGGUUCGAACGUGGGGCAGCCGGAGCCGCAGCAGAAGCCGCAGCAGAAGCCAGAGCCGCGGUCGCAGUAGGAGCUGGAGCAGGAGCAGGAGUCGCAGCCGAAGCCGGAGUUGGUCGAGGGGCCGGAGCCGUAGCUAUAGCCAGAGCCCUAGCCGGAGCAGGAGCCGGAGUCGCAGCCGCAGCUAUGAAAGAAACAGGAGGCCUCGUGUUUCCAAAUUUGAUCAGAAAGAACCGGAUGCUUCAGGCCUCGGUGCCCCUCCUGUGUCGGAAACUUCACUUGCACCUCCGGUUAUGCCACCGGAUACAUUUUCAGGCGUUGAGCCGGCUGGGGAUCUGCCUUUGGUUGCUGAGACAAUGAAUGUGCCUCCUGUGACUGAGGCAGAGCCUUCAGUGGCAGAGCCAUGAAUUUUGAUUUUGGCGUUUUCUGGUAGCCAUUCAUCUUCUUUCAGGUCAUUGGUUCCAAAUUUUGCUUUUACGCGAUGCAGCUUAGUGAAGGAUUGGCCAAUACAUGAAUACCUGAAGUCGCUGUCGUGCAUGGGGAUGAAUUUAAUAGCUGGAUGUCAAGUAUUGCGUGGGAUGUUGUGGGUGUAGGUCAUUGUAGUAGUGCACUGAGUAACUUAUCAGCUGUGAUAGAGCUCGGAAUCAAGGAGGGGUUUCUUCCUUUUGCCGGAUUCAAGGGGUGCCCGUGCCGAAGUGGGACUUUAGGUAAUAGUUGGUCUGAUACUUGGUGGUGGGAUUUUUGUAUUCAGGAUUCAGGAAGCAGCUAGCUAUUGCAUUCUCUGUUUCAUAA